Messenger RNA from Camelus dromedarius (Arabian camel), 10392 nucleotides. RefSeq names its product solute carrier family 37 member 2 (gene SLC37A2). Bases 7643 to 9082 code for a protein of 479 amino acids. Gene Ontology annotation, molecular function: glucose 6-phosphate:phosphate antiporter activity. The record is from RefSeq and is a predicted model, not a curated record. Gene Ontology annotation, cellular component: endoplasmic reticulum membrane. The transcript is spliced from 19 exons. Lineage: Eukaryota; Metazoa; Chordata; Mammalia; Artiodactyla; Camelidae. Gene Ontology annotation, biological process: glucose-6-phosphate transport; phosphate ion transmembrane transport.
GCCAGGCUUGUAUUAAGUACUGACUCAACAUCAAUUAUUGACUAUUAUUCUACUCGCUUUUCAUUCCUACUGUGCCAGGCAUUGUGUUUGUGGUUCACUGCCAGGUCAUUGUUUGUUUCCCCACCAAAUUCCCCAUCAUAUGGACAUAAUGAAGCAGAGAAGUUCUGUAGCUUGUCCAGCAACACGUAACUAGUAAAUGACUGAGCUGAAGUUGAAUCCAGGUGACUUGGACUCCCAAGUCCAUGGUCUUCCCCACUGUCCCUCUGGUUAGAGGAGGGAGGAAAGAUCACAUAGUCAUCUGGCCUUAGCCAUAUCACUUAAUCUCUCUAGGAUCCAGGUCCUUUAAAAUGGGAGUAAUAGUGUACCUCUGUCACAGGGUUUGGUGAAAUGCUAUGAGAAGGUAUUUAAAGCACUUAUCCCAGUGCCUAGCGUGCAGUUAGUACUUGGUAAUUGCUUGGUGCUUGUGAGUUUCAGUGGAGGGAGGGAUUCACUUUUAUUAGGAGGAAAAGUCAGCAAUUGACAUGGUGGAUCUAGAGGUAUUCUGAGCAGAAGCCGUGGAGAAAGCAAAGGCAUGGAAGUGAAGACAUAUCCUGUCCCUUCAGGACUGGGUCAUGUGUAGCUGUGCUGGCUGGGGUGCGGGGUCUGAAGGAGCAGCCACUGGAGGUGAGGCUGAGAGGAGGCGGCCCCAGGUGUGCCUUCCUCCUCCUGUUAGACCCUCUGUCAGGAUGGGGUGGGCAGCUUGCUCACAGCCUCUCAGGGUCCUCCCCGGCCCUGGGCCUGGCCAGCGCCCUGCCUCUGUGCCAGCGUGUGCGUUGGGAUUUCUGGGGGCGGAUGGCACCAUGGGCAUCUUGCCAGAGAGGUGACUGUGGCUGGCGCUUAGGGGGUUGGGCCCAUUUCCUGGGGCCUGUCAAGGGGAACAGUUCAGGACUUGGAGAAAAGAGGCCUGUGGGAGGAGGGCCAGGUGAUGCAGCAGCUGGAUGAGCAGGAAUGGGAGGCGGGGGGCAUUGGGCAAGCACGAACACAGGAGCUGUCAACUCUCACGUUACUUAGUCGUCUCCCACACCCUGAUCGUCGCACGUGAGCCAGAAAGACCAAGGCUGGCUGGUGGCGGCAUCUGGGACGAAUGGCUCACCCUCCGGAGUUUGCUGGGGUCUCACUGCCAGAGCCCUCAUAUCUCAUUUCAUUCAUCAUUAGGGUAAUCUCGGGGGAUGAGAGUUUACUAUCUUAUUUAAAGGGAGAUCAAAGUGACGCUGAGGGGUGAAGUGUUACCUCAGUUAAUCCUUAUGGCAGUCUCGUGUGACAGGAGUUUACUGCCUCAUUUAAAAGAAGAUCAGCUGAGGAUGAGGUGAGAGGCCUUGCCCUAAGUCACAGUAACAGAACCAGAAGUUAGGACUCAGCCUCUUUUGGUCUAAGUCUAACGUUCUUUUCCCUCUUCUGCUGUGGCCUCAGAUCCGGGGCUCUGGAUGCUCCCAAAGCAGCUUCCUCUUGUCUUACUUUCCUGGUAACUGCCAAGUGGUGCCUGGUAAGGGCAGCAGAAAGGGCUCCUUUAAAAAGAGCUGUGAUGUUGGGAGGCUGCCCUGUAAAGGAAUGAGAGAUCCUGGAGGAGGACCUGGAGGGCUGAACCAUCCUCCCCGGCUCUACCCUCUUCCUUUCCUCAGGUUCCUCAUUGUGGGGGCUGAUCCCCGAAGAGCACGUGACCUUAUGGCACUCCCCUCCCCCAUUCAUGCAUGAUCGCUGUCUUCUCCGCCAGCUGUCCUCUACUUCCUCUUCCUCCCCGCUGUUUCCUCUUUCCCUCCUUACAGAGCAGACUGAUGUGCACUUCCCUGGUUGGGGUGGGGCUGUCAGCCUGCGGUGCCACCGACUGGUCUAGGAGGCAGCAAGGGUUUGGGAAUGGUCUCUGUGGUUGGCCAAGGCCUUACUCUUCCAGUCAAGCUGUACCACCUGAGUGCCGAGACCGGAGAUGAGCUGUCCCAGAGUAACACCAGAAUUGAGGACAGACCUCAGGGGCAGAGUCCGUGAAGCCCAUGACUCCCGCAUCUGAUUGUCCCUGAGUUAGUGUGCGGGGUAAAGGUAGGGCGGGUGGCAUUACUGCUCUAGCUCUGGCCUCUGGCUCAUGCCUCCUCCCCUGGAUCCUUGCUGCAGGGAGAAGGAGCAGAUGAGGGGGAGGAGCCGUGGGGCUGGGCCUCCAGAGACUCUGAGAGGAGGGUCAUCCUCUUACCUCCCUGGGCAGGACCACAGCUCUGCCAGCACCAACACAUUUCCAUCUCUGCCGUUUGCACAGCCUAUCUUCAGAAGAGACACCAGCUUAAUACCCUUGACCAUUUCUUCCAAACCCUCCCAGCUGUCACACUCUUCCAGAGUUUUCCCAGGUGCCCACACAAAACCUCAUGCUGGAGCUAAAAGCCAUGCCUUUUCAUUCUGUCCAAGCACUCAGUGUUCCCCUACUUAGAUUCCUCCUCAAGGCAAAACAAUCUAGCCUAUAUUUUCCUGUCUCCUACAAAAGAUCAUUAUCUUACUUACUCAUUCAUUCUAUAAAGUCCUGGGCUCCUUGUGGUGACUAGCCAAUGGCUCUGCUCUCUGGGAAGCAUCCUGGAGCCAAAUCCUGAAUCAACUUGAUCUCUCUGAGCAAGCGCCCAGUCCCGGCUAGAGGAAGGGUAACAAGUAGAGGCCUCCUUGGAGGGGCUUUCUGCCCCAAGAUGGUUCCUCUGUCCUCACAGGCCCUCCCAGACAUGGCCUGUCCCUGUCCCAUCUGGUAAGCAGAAGGCCUGGCUCAGGGCUCUGCCCCAUGCUGUCUGUUCCAGGCUGGCCUUCCUCUACCAGUGGCAGUGGACGACUUGGCAGGUGGGGAGGUGGGCCUGGCUCUUACUGUUCCUAGCCUUUUCUCCUUUUCAUAUCUGCUGAGUCCCAGAACAGUCCCAGGAUGGGCCACCGAAUUCAUUUCCUUAGGGCAAGUGCCAAGGUCAACUGCAGCCACAGCCAGCCCAGUCUGUCACCAUGCCAACCAGAGCAGCCCUAGCCGUUGAGGGCUGGGCUGAGGCCAGGAGUAGUGGCAUUGGUCAGUGAGGGAGUUUAGGUCCCCACUGGCCUGACGUGGGGAUAGGGGCCGUCAGCAAUGUGGUUGGAGCAAGGAAGAGGCUUCAGGGACUAGGGGCUGAGUGGGUAGAUGCUGGAGAAAAGGGGCCUCUCCCCACCGUCUCCUAAGGUCAGCGUCUUUCUGCAGGGCUGUUUCUUAUUUUCAGUUGUUGUGCUGGUAUUGGUGGUGGUAGGUCCUUCGGGGUGUUUGCUUUUCAUCUGUUGCUGCUUUAGCGGACACUGUUCUUUGUCCCUCCCCGGAAGCAUUUCUAGUGCAAAGUCUUAACAGGGUCCAUAAAGCCAUUAUCAUACUACUUUGAAAAAAUAAGUUGGACUGUCAGCUAAUAGUUAAGAGAUAGCUAGUCCACCUAUCUGACUUGGUUACUCAGUAACUAGUGCUGGGUAAGGGGAGGUGGGACUGUAAGAAGUGCCACUUCUUGCUAACAAAGACUUCGAGGGCCACGGGGCAGGCAGCCCCACCUGGGACAGUCUGUGGGCCUCACCAGGCACGUUCCUGGGUCCCUGGCCUGCCUGCCCAGCCUGGCCCAGACUAGGCUUCCAUGCGCCCCUCACAGCCACCCUGGGGCUGGCGAGACAGAGCCCAGCCGUGUGUAUUCUUCCCCCUGCACACUUUCUGGGGCCUCUUGAUUCUGUAAGAAGCGCUCAUGAGAAAAGAAGUGAAACCCACGGGUUCUCCAUGACGUCAAGUCUCUUUCCUGUGAGUUACUGUUAGCUUGUCAGCCUUGGCCUCAGCCCAGCCCUUAACCUGCCCGAUGUCUCCAGUCCCCCUCUGAACAAUGGCACCUUAGGCUUUUUCUCAGAAGAGCUGCCAAAGUAGAAUGGAAAGAGGGCUGGACCAAGGGGAGGCCUGGCUCCAUGUCCGCUCUGCCCAGCUAGCUGCACGGUCAGGGUUCGUCUGCCGUCAUGCUGGAGCCCAGGCCGCAGCCCAGAGGAAGCCCGUGCCAGGCCAGUGUCACACAGCAUGUGUGAGGACCUCUUCCCCCCGACCCAGGCCCUGCUCCAGGAGUCAUGACUCUCCUGCUAUCUUGGGUCUCUACUGGGGUUGAAGUCAGAGCUGGGAGAAAGAUCAGGCCAGGCCCCUGGGUAGGGCUGGAAUCUCGCAGGUCUGCAUGUCUGGGACCUCUGCUGAGCCUCCCAGUUUACUCCCAAGGGAGCGUUUGGGCAGGCCCACAGGCCAGGCGAGGGCUCUGGUAGCUUUGGGGUGUCUUUGUGUUUCAAGCCCAGGUCUGCAUACUGCGAAGGAGGAGGAGGGGCCCGUGCUGGCCUCCAAGUCCCUACCUUAGAGACAGUCCGGGGCCUGGAACCCCCGCCACCUGGAGGAGUUUGGUGCCAACCCCCACGCUAUUCACCUCCCAUAGCAGAGCUGUAUGGGCUGCCUCAGCCCCCUCUGGCUUCCCUUCCUCAGAGUCUGAAGUAACAGUAGCUGUCAUUUUUAAGCGCCUAUAGGGGGUCAGGGACAUAUAAGAGCUGUCCUGUGCAUCAGCUCACUAACCUGUCGAUAGCCCAGUGAGAAAGGUGAUAAACCCUCCACUUUUCAGAUGACAAAUAGGUUUAAGGAAUGAAAUCAGGUUCCACCUUAUUCCUAAGUCCUUGCUCUUUUCCCUUACAGACACCAGCUCCCUGAAAUGCACCACAGAGCGUCCCCCAGUAGCCAUGUGCCUGGGGAGUGGCUGGCAGGAUGGAUAAGGCAGAGGGAACUGGUCCUGCCUUCUGCUGGGGGCUUGCCAAACUAAUCAGCAGGGCAGAGCCCUGGGUCUUUACCUGGCUUAGCCUGGGUCGCAUCUAGAACUCUCUGACCUAGCAAAUCCCACCCCUUUUCAUUGACUUCCCAUCACCCUCAAGGGACAGUCUAAACUCCACAGCUUGGCACCCAAGGCACUCCGUGACCUGCCCCUCCCUCCUUCCCAGCUACCUCUCCUUGCAUGCUUGGCUCCUUCCCACCUUCCAGAUAUCCUGAGCUACACACAGUUCCCCAAACAGGCAGUGUUAUUCAUGCCUCCACGCUUUCGUGCGCAGACUUCCCGCUCCCUGGCACCGGCUCCUGCCUCAGCCCCGGCAGGCCUGGCUACUUCCCGCUUCUUUGUGAAGAUUCUGCUGAAGCCUCACCCCCAGAAUCCUUUCCUGACUCUGCUCCCAUCCCAGCUGGUCUCCGUGUCCCUGCGUCCAUGUCGUGCAGGGCUGCCCUCGUUAAUAGCUCGGUCAUGGCCAUGCUGAUCUGUGAGUCCCCGGAGAUCUCUCUUACAGUUUCUCUGGCCUAUUGCUGGGUCCCUAGCACCGUGCCUGGCGUGUAUAGGAUGUGGGCGGGAGGGCAGUCUUGUUCUGCCAGAGAAGCACGAUGUCAGAUGUGGGCACGUGUCUGCUGCUCUCACAGCUUCUCCCACCUGAGUUCUGGAAGAAGAGGACACCAGGUGAAGGAGGAGAAGGGAGAACAGCUGGGCUGGCAGAAGUCAAGGGAGGGUGAUCUGAGCUGUCUCCUGGGUGGGCAGGUGCUGGCACUCGGGGUUUAGCAGUAUGGUGGGAGGAGGGAGGCGGGGCAGCCAGGCUGUGUCUUUUGACCCUUCCUUGGCUCCGGCCAGCUCCUGAGAGGGCUCGGUGUGGCUGAGUUGCAGCUUGGACCUCACUGCCAGGCUCAUCAAGGGCGAUCGGUCAGCUCCAGGGCCUUGGGAGUCUUUGAGACCCAGAGAUCUGAUUUGUCACCAGGGUCAGUGGCUGCAUCCAUGUGGCAGCCAAGAUAGGCUCAGCUGAGUCCUGGGGGUCUUGAAGGUGAUGCAACAGAGACCUAGGGACCAGGCUGAGAGUAGCAUCGUGUUCACCUGCUUCUGAGGAUGUGGUUGGUGCUGUCAUCCACGUGCAACUGAUGAGGAAGCCAGAAGCAAAAAAGGUUUAGGAACUUGCAUUUGGUCACACAGUAAAUUAGAGGCAUCCCUCAAAGCUUUCAGCUUUUUUCCAGACCAGGCAGCUCCCCAGGCAGGGCUCCGGGUGAAUGUUACCUGCAAGGCUGUGGUUUUCUCCCAUCCAUUGCUCUUUGAAGAAGUCCCUCUCCAAAUUCUCUCAGAGAACCUCCCCAGAUUCUAGAAGUCCCUAAACAGGGACUCAUGAGCCAUUUGCCAGUAGGAAAACAUUGCUUCCACCAAGCUUGUCCGUGUGGGUCACUGUGACAGCCCCUUGGACUAACCCCAGUAUCCCUGGGGGACCACUGGUGACCCCCUCGUGCACCCUCAGGAACUGGGAGCCAGAGAGGCAGGGCUGGAAAGGAGAGUGACAUCCAGACUAGAGAGUCGGAGCUUUGUUCUCGAUGGAAUAAAGAGCCACUGCAAACCGUUCAGCCUGGUGAUGGAGGUGGCGUGUGCACCCUCCUGGUCUUCAGAAGAUAAGCUGUGGGGCAGUGGGGAGGUUGAAGAUGGAGAAUGAGCCCAGGGCUGAAGUGAGGAGGGGCUGGUGGCCCAACCUGAAUCCAGAUGCUGCUGAAGGCCCCUUUAUUGCACAAGCAGUAGCCUUCAUGAUGUGCUUGGGGGAGAUGAUUUGGGGGUUUGGAGGCAGAUCCCUGGAGAGGGCAGACUCAGCCUCCAAGGGUUCUGGCCCUUCGGUUCAUGCAGCCCAGGGAGAGAAAGGGCUUCAGGGCCCAUCCUCGCCUGCGUCCCCAACUUCUCCAUAAGCUCUUUAAUAAACCAGGCUCUGGGCUUCCUGUGGGGCUGGCAGUCCAUUCUGAGGUCUAUUUUCCAUGUACUUCCUGGGUUUGGGCUGCUGACUGGGCUCAGCUGACGCCACGCUGGGGAAGCAGACGAUGACUCAGGAGGCCUUGGAGGCCCUGCCCCGGACCCUCAGGAGAAGGGAGGCAUGGGGCGUGCAGGGGAAACUCUGAUGGUGCGUGGCUGAACUGUUCUUUCCACCCCAGACCAGGGCAGGGGAUGAGAGGGGGGUGGCUGGGAGAGGGCACAUGUGAUGUAUGAGCCACGGGUGGAAAGAAUGACCCUUCUGUCCAGUCACGUGGACUAGCCUGGGACCAGGAAGAAGACCUGGGUUUGCCACCAGCUUUCCGUCUGCUGCCACGUCUCCAUCUGUUUUGGGCUCUGCUCUGACUGGGCUGCAGCCAGUGCUGUCUGCUGUGUUCUGGGCUUAGAUGGAGCCUUGUCCUCGCUUUAAAGAUAGACGCCCCUCCUGCAUCAGCCUCCUACCCGCUUUUGCCUUUUCUGGCAUUUUAAAUAUGGUUCUCUCUCCCUGCCCCCAUCUCUCUCUCUCUCUCACACACACAUAGAGGCACCCUGACCCUAGUGAGGCUGAAGAGAAGCCAAGGUGAUGGGGAGCAGGGGGAGGUGCUCUGGUGUCGUCCAGGGAGCUCGUGCUGGGCCAGCGCUGUCAGGUCCCAGGAGUCGGGACCAGGGAGAUAGGCCUCCCGAGCACCCUGGCCUCUGUGCGUCUGUUCCUACCCUCCCCUUGGCCUCUGCCCCAAGGAACUUGUGUCUGGAGGGGAGCCCGAAGGUCGAGAGCGGCGGUGCUGAGACCCUGAGGCUGCCAGAGGAGGCACAGGUUCCGAGGCUUCAUCCUGCUGAUGACCUUCCUCAUCUACACCACUUAUCACAUGUCCCGGAAGCCCAUCAGUGUUGUCAAGAGCCGUCUGCACCAAAACUGCUCAGGGAUAAUCGAGCCCGUCAACGGGAGCCACAGUCUCAACGACACCACGUGGUGCAACUGGGCCCCGUUUGAUCAGAGCAACUACAAGGAGUUACUGGGGGCCGUGGACAACGCCUUUCUCGUGGCCUAUGCCAUCGGCAUGUUCAUCAGUGGCAUUUUUGGGGAGCGGCUCCCCCUCCGUUACUACCUUUCGGCCGGAAUGCUGCUCAGUGGCCUUUUUACCUCGCUCUUUGGCCUGGGGUAUUUCUGGAACAUCCACGUGCUCUGGUACUUCGUGCUCAUCCAGAUCUGCAACGGCCUUGUCCAGACGACGGGCUGGCCCUCCGUGGUGACCUGUGUUGGCAACUGGUUCGGGAAGGGGAAGCGGGGGCUCAUCAUGGGCAUCUGGAAUUCCCACACGUCUGUGGGCAACAUCCUGGGCUCCCUGGUCGCCGGCGUCUGGGUGGAUGGGCAGUGGGGGCUGUCCUUCGUGGUGCCGGGCAUCGUCAUCGCCAUCAUGGGCCUUGUCACCUUCUUCUUCCUCGUUGAGUACCCAGAAGACGUGGACUGCACCCCUCCUCAGCACCACGGUGAGCCAGAAGAGAACCUGGACAACCCUGAGGACCCUGCGAACAGACCCCACGCUAACAAGGAGAGCAGCCUGGAGUCUGCUGGCAGCGGCUCCAAGGAGCCAAGCGCUGGGCCUGCUGCCAUCAGCUUCUUUGGGGCCCUCCGGAUCCCGGGCGUGAUCGAGUUCUCCUUGUGUCUGCUCUUUGCCAAGCUGGUCAGUUACACCUUCCUCUACUGGCUGCCCCUCUACAUCUUCAAUGUGGUUCACUUUAGUGCCAAGGAGGCCGGGGACCUGUCCACGCUCUUCGACGUUGGUGGCAUCAUAGGCGGCAUCUUGGCGGGGCUCGUCUCUGACUACACCAACGGCAGGGCCACCACCUGCUGUGUCAUGCUGAUCUUGGCUGCCCCCAUGAUGUUCCUGUACAACUACGUUGGCCAGAAUGGGAUUAGCAUCUCCAUAGUAAUGCUGAUUAUCUGUGGGGCCCUGGUCAAUGGCCCAUAUGCGCUCAUCACCACUGCUGUCUCAGCUGACCUGGGCACUCACAAGAGCCUGAAGGGCAAUGCAAAGGCGCUCUCCACCGUCACGGCCAUCAUCGACGGCACCGGAUCCAUAGGUGCGGCUCUGGGACCUCUGCUGGCCGGGCUCAUUUCCCCUACAGGCUGGAACAACGUCUUCUACAUGCUUAUCUCUGCCGACAUCCUGGCCUGCUUGCUCCUCUGCCGGUUGGUGUACAAAGAGAUCCUGGCCUGGAGGUCAUCCCUGAGAAGAGACAAAGGCUCUAGUGUGGCCCUAACCCACGCGCGGUAGUAUUUUCCUCAAAUCCCAUGACUUUUGUAUAGAGAAAUGUGAGGCCCCGAUCAGGACAGAAGCGUGGAGGGCCCCCGCCGGGCCCCAGAGUGCUCCCCCACAGAUGGCUGAGGCAAAGCCUCUUGACCCGACAGCAGCUGGCCCAGCCCACGGGCUCUGACGGGCCAGGAGACUCCACAGGAAGGGGACUGCCAAGCUUGAGGACACGGAAGACCCAGGGGCCUUGCUGCAGGAUGGAAGGAAAGUGCCCACUGAACUGGGAAGGCAUCUUGAGACCAAACACUAGGCCGGCAGCUCCACGAGACCAGUGGAUCAGUUUAUCGCGGGGUCACUUACUCAUGGGGUGGGAUCGGGGUCGACUCAGGUAGAUACACUCUGGAAGCAUUCGCAGCUGCACUCUGCACCGCGGAGGGGCCGUUGGGACGAUUUUGUAGUUAACCUAGGUCGGGGCAGGAGCUUGGAAGGAGGACAGGCAUUCCUAAGUUAAGAUGAUGAAUGGAUAACUAGUCGUGUGGGUGCCGGGAAUACGUCAGGGAAGGUUUUCAUCAUUGUUUGGAGACUAACAGAGCAUAGAGGCUACCUGGUCCUAAUGGUUAUUAAACAGUAUCUAUUAACUACAAGGCCCUUGAUGACAGAGGAGUGAUUCACCACACAGCACAGUCCUGGGUGGAGUCAGCAAAAGAAGAGGAGAGACUGUGAGGGCCCAAGACGGCCUCAGUUACGCUGACAGCAGUACAGGUGUGAGCUCUGGAGGCUGUGGGCAGAAGGGUUGGGGAUCGGGGCUGAGUGUGGUCUCCGUUUGGUACAAGAAGGAUAUGCUCAAACUCCUGCUGCUUUAGACUCCAACACAGAAGGCAGAGUUUCAGUGGAGCCAAGGCCUGGAAAAAGUGUCUCCUUCUCACGUUAAACUUGAACCUCUGUAAUCAGCCUGUCCCUCUAAGUGGGUAUUUUCAAGCCACCCGGCCCCUCUUUGUCCCUUUGUCCACAAGCUGGUUUUCUCCAGGUAGCUCCCCCCUGUGGCACCUCUCCUACCCUCCGUUUGAUCCUGUUUCUAACUCUUGAUCCGUUUUGAUUAGAGCAUUAUUGCUGUAUCCUCCGGGGCCAGGACUAGGGAGAGGCGAGGAGUCAUCACUCCCGGGCUCGGACCUGUGCCGCCCCUGAGAGUGAGCGCCCCCUGCCUUGCUCGAGUCCCAGUCCUCUGUGUCCCCAGGGACGGUGGCACAUCAGGGCAGUGCUGUGGGGAAUGGUUUGGGGUGGGGUGGGCAUGACUGAAAAUACCAAUAUAUGCAUUAAAUAUUUUGAUAACGAAA